Acanthoscelides obtectus is the source of this 8132-nucleotide messenger RNA. The record is from the annotation of a GenBank genome assembly. Lineage: Eukaryota; Metazoa; Arthropoda; Insecta; Coleoptera; Chrysomelidae.
GGGGUACCGACGGAGUCAUUUAGAACGACAAAGCGGCAAUUUUCAUUUGCAUUUUUUUAAGUGUUGUGCAACGAUUUCGGCAAAAAUUUCACUACGGAUAGUCUUCUAGAGUCUAGUAGAAUACAUUUCAUUCAUUGCGUGGCCGUUAUCCUUACUCGGACCCACAAAACAAAUGGAAAAUGCGAUACUGGCUAACAUCAAGGAGCAAAGCAGAUGUUUGUCUUGCUAUCAAAAGAAAUUGCAGCAAGUCUGACAACGCAGCAUAGAGACUGGUUUUUGACAGCUGUCUGUGCAACGUUUACCUUAUCCUUCGAAAGAAAAGUCAUAUCGGUGAUCGACGACGUGUAAAAACAGAGAGACAGGUGUGCAAAAACAUGAAAAUGACCACUUUUCGCCAUUCGACUGGCUGAAGCAAACCCCAAAACUCGCUUUUCAAGACGAUCCCGUACCGGGCCAUGGUUUCCUGAAAGCUGGUGUUCGAGAAUCAACAACGAUCUGUGAUAGAACCACCGGAACGGAGAGGAAAAUCAGCGCGAACACAACCGCCGUAUCAGAAAAGCGUUGAAUGUGAAAAGGGGGUCCAGUUGACGGGAUGUUGUACGGUAAGCUGCGGAUCCACACCUGUCGGGUGAUCCUUUUGACGUCGCUGGUCUGGUUCCUCAUCGACGUAGUCAUCCUGUCUUUCUAUUCGGAAUGUUUGGGGGGCUCCUGUAGAACCAAAGAGGAACGCUCGGAGGCUGAGGCGCUCAAAGGGAUUGUAGCGGGCUACGACGAGGCCGAAAGGGCCCCGCAGGGAGCUCCGAUAAGGAGCGCGUCAUCUCGCUCCGGUUCAUCGUCUUCCCUCUCGUCUUCGUCUGAGCCUUUGCUCCUGGGCAAAGUCUCCCCCACGUACAAACCAUCAAAUUUGCGUCGAUGGCGACCCGCGCCCCCUGUUCUGCCGGUACCCGGCCGCCCAGGCGAAAGGGGCCGCCCUGUAAAGCUGCCGCCCAGCAAAGAAGCGCAGGCCAAGGAGAAAUUCAAGCUGAACCAAUUCAACGUCAUGGCCAGCGAUUCCAUAUCGCUGAAUAGGUCGCUGCAGGAUGUUAGGCUGGAAGGAUGCAAGGACAAGAAAUAUCCGCCAUUACUGCCGACUACCUCGAUAGUGAUCGUGUUCCACAACGAGGCUUGGUCGACGUUGUUGCGCACAGUGUGGAGUGCGAUCAACCGGUCGCCGAGACCUUUGCUGAAAGAGAUCAUUCUCGUCGAUGAUGCUAGCGAAAGAGAUUACCUUGGUAAACAACUGGAAGAAUACGUGUCGAAGUUGCCAGUGCCGACGUACGUGUAUCGCACCGAAAAAAGGUCCGGUCUUAUUAGAGCGAGAUUGUUGGGUGCGAAACACGUAACAGGUCAGGUGAUCACUUUCCUGGACGCGCAUUGCGAAUGCACCGAAGGAUGGUUGGAACCGCUUUUGGCGAGGAUCGCCGAGGAUCGCGGCACCGUCGUCUGCCCGAUCAUCGACGUCAUUUCCGAUGACACGUUCGAGUACAUCACCGCAUCGGACAUGACGUGGGGAGGAUUCAACUGGAAACUUAACUUCAGAUGGUAUCGUGUGCCGCAGCGCGAGAUGGACCGUCGGAAAAGCGACCGAACGGCCCCCUUGAGGACCCCGACGAUGGCCGGCGGUCUCUUCUCGAUAGACAAAGAAUUUUUCUACGAAAUCGGUUCGUACGACGAAGGCAUGGACAUCUGGGGAGGGGAGAAUCUAGAAAUGAGCUUCAGGGUAUGGAUGUGCGGUGGUCGUUUGGAGAUCGCCACCUGCAGUCGCGUCGGGCACGUCUUCAGAAAGUCGACGCCUUACUCGUUCCCCGGCGGCACUUCACGCAUCGUCAACAAGAACAACGCUCGCCUCGCUGAAGUGUGGCUCGACCAAUGGAAGGAGUUUUACUAUAACAUCAAUCCAGGAGCAAGGAGCGUUGCAGUAGGCGAUAUUUCUUCAAGAUUGGCAUUAAGAGACAGGCUGCAAUGCAAAUCUUUCAGGUGGUAUCUGGAAAAUAUCUAUCCUGAAUCUCAAAUGCCGCUAGAUUACUACUAUCUAGGAGAUAUCCGAAACGUGGAGACGCGCAAUUGUCUGGACACGAUGGGCAGGAAAAGUGGCGAACGUUUGGGCAUGACGUAUUGUCACAAGUUGGGCGGCAAUCAAGUGUUCGCGUACACGAAACGACAGCAGAUCAUGUCGGACGACAACUGCCUUGACGCGACUAGUCCAAACGGGCCUGUCAACCUGGUCAGGUGUCACGGAAUGGGGGGCAACCAGGCGUGGACGUACGACGCUGCCUUUAAAACGAUAAAGCACGUGAACACCGGCAGCUGCCUGACGCGUCCUGAUUCGAGCGACACGAAUCUGCCGCUGCUGAGGCCGUGCGAUUAUAGCGAAGGCCAACAAUGGAUCAUGGACAGCGACUUCAAAUGGCAGGCGAAAGGACACGAGAACGAUCUGCAGGUCAGCUAGAAGGUCAACGUUACGCGAGGUCUAUGAACGAGUAUACGUUUCAUCGCUGAUGUUGCUGGCUGGGAAACAAUUGUCGACUGAUGCACACACGAUUCGAGCUCUUAUUAUUGCAAUAAUCUUAUCUAGGUUAAUUUCGACGUUGUGUCUCGACCCAAAAUUGGAACUGAUGAUAAUGAUUUUGGAUUGCACGAUUCAUCAGUGACAAUGUUUCCCGUUUCGCAUAUUUUCUAUUGGUGCAAUUUCGUGAUAUUUCUGUGUCGUACGACAUAAUAGUUUUCAUUAGUAACUGCGCGACAACGAGUAAAAUACUUGGAAUUGAGGUGUGAAAUGUGGAACACGAACGCGGUACAAAUGAGGGCUGUUCGUCUGUAAGGCGCAUCGAUAAUCGCAAAAACGUUGUUAUUUAUUUGUAUGUGUGUGCGGUGUAGGUUUACUUUUAUGGACAGGAAGAAAAGACGGAUCGGGAUAUUUCAAUUCAAAUGAUGAAAAUGCAAUAUUUUUUCUUGUUUAACUCGAAAACGAAGUGAGCUAUGAAAAAAAAUUCAAGAAGCAAAGAAGUUGUAUUUUUAGAUGCGUAAUCGAACAAAAAAUAUUAAAGUUGCAGUGGCUUACAUUUUUUUGCGAAUAAUAUUCGCUAAGGUGAAAACCGAGUAAAUAUUUUUUAAGAUAUUAUAAAAAAAUGAAAAUCACCAUGUAUCUUCUAAAUUCUGCAUUCCCGGACCCAUGUUUAAUAGAAGGUUUUUUUUAAAUUCUUUUAAAUAAGGAAUCAUCCCAAAAUAUCUCCAUCUAUUUUUCGAACACGCUGUAUAAAUAUGUUACAGUUAUUUUUGUACACACUUGUGUACGGUAUAUUUAAUUUGUAAUUUUCGUUAAAAUCGUCUUUAAUAUCCUAGUGCUAGUUUUUCAAGGAUUGAGUGGUGGAAUAGCUCGUAGCUAAACUUCGCCCUAAAUAAAAGUCGUUUAUUAUUAUACAGGGUGAGUUCGAAGUCGAGUCAUUUAUUUUAACAGUGAGUAGAUCUGAUCAAAAGAAAUGUUUUUUUCCUUUACCAUUUUUCUGGUAAAAUUAAAGUAACAACGUUAUAGCCCUUUGGAAGUUUGAGUACCGCCCUGUCUCAAUAAUAAUAUUAUGUGCUCGUGUCUGGCAACAACGGAUAUAAUCCGCCUUAUCGGUUCAUCGCAUCGGAAACAAAAAAGCGAAAGAAUUUGGAACGAUGUUUUUACAAUUAUUUUAUUCAGUUGUAUACAGUCAGUGUCAGUCGGUAACGCGUGAGUGAAUAGUGGUGUCUGUUGCGUGGCUCAAACGAAAUAAAAAAUGGCACAUGUUUAUGCGGAUCGGUUUCCCAAUCGAGUGCAACCAACCCCUCGUGCCUUUGUUAAUGUAGUACAACGGGCUCGUGAAUCAGGUGACUUAAGACCUCACAGGAGAGGGCAUGCCGGUGCUCCAAGACCUCACGAUCAAAUACAGGUCCGCACUGAAAUACUUGUCGGGAGGAUACUUUAUAAAACAAGGUAACAUUUUUAUUUUAUUUUUUUAUUUUUACACACAUUUUGGUUUAUCUUCCUUCUACAAUCAUUAUCUGAAAAUUAAUGACUCAACUUCAAAGUCACCCUGUAUGUAAUCGAACGAAAAGGAUAUAGAAUGCUGCUCCAAAGAGGCAGGUGAAAAAAAGAGGAGUGCAUGCGACCGUAAACGAAUGCGUUUCUUCAUUAGUGCUGAUCCGUUUUUCCUUUCUGCCAGAAUCCACAGAAUGCUGACGGAUUUAAAUUUAACAAUAGUAAUUUCGACUAAUAAUGGAUCGUUUGCAGAUAUAUAGCAUUUAUAUUUUUGUAUCUAUGUACUAUUUAUUUGAACGAAUUUAUCACCUUGCGAGCAUUCCAAUUUAAGUGUAUUCUUUUUUAUGAUUAACGGUGUUUUAAGGAGACUAAACUAAAUGUUCUUCCUAAGACUCACGGGAGGCGUGCCGUACGUUUCGGACUUUUGCUUACUCGUUUGGAAAAUUGGAGACAAUCGGCGCACGCUUUUUUAGGUGUAAAUGGUUAUAAAUUGAAAAAUUGAUUUUUGAAAUUACGAAUGUCAUUUAUGCGGUAUGUGAACCCGUGAGCGCGAUCUGCAAAGAAUAAACUGACUGCCAUUUGUAAAUAUAGGCUAAAAAAUGGAGACCAAUAUGGCGAUUUCAAUAUUGAUAAAGAUAGUUACUUAUAUCGUUAUUUUAUAUCAUUGAAUCGAAGUAGAUAGUUAGCAUAAAAUGGCCUUUCAGCCCUUUUUGUUUCCUCGUACCUUAAGAUGGAUGAGGUGGUACGAUAAUUGAAUAUUUCAUGCUGGUUUUUCACGUCGUUUCAAAAACGCUGCAGUGUCUUCCAUCUUGCUACAAAAAAGGUCAUUUGCCAAAACGUGCGAUUAGAUUUUUUCGCAAAUUUUAAUUCAUAUUUUGUUUUUUUAUUCUGCAGCUAAGUCCUCUGCAAUACACUAAUGGAAAAAAAUGCGAUUUUUUGAAUUUCCUUAUUUCAGUAAAAAAUUGUCUUGUUGAGAAUAACGUUUUAAAGCUUCAGAUGUCCUGUUUUUGGAUCUUGAAGUCAAAAUAUUUUUGAAGUUCAACGUUCCACGCAAUACCAGAAAAUACUGUAAAGAAUUUUUUUUUAUAAUUGACAUCUUAAGAACCCAAGACCUUCGAGAAAAUCUAAGCGUGGUUUUAGACGCUGGAAUGGAUUCUUUAAUUCAAUGAUUAUUUACAACACACAAUUUUUCUUCAGCCUUCAUAUAGGCUGGAACAAAUCAGAAAAAAUGAGUCAUUUAUGGUCUUUUUAGAAAACCAACCCUGUAAAAUUUCACAUUUAUCUGCUAGAUGUUUUUCUAUCGUAAACAAGUCUCGUAAAAAUAAAAGAUCAGCAACAAAGUGCUAAUAAAAACUGUAAAAUGAAAAACGAUCUUUGUGAGUUUUUUAUAAAGCGCUCAAAUUUAUGGAAAAAAUCUUUUUAAAAAAUUUCAACACUUUGUGACCAAAAUAUGCGAAAGUCUCAAUAACUUUUUUUUCGGGUCCAUGAACUUAAAUAAAAAAUAAAGAAUAUUGCAAUUUUUUUCUUCACACAAUUUCUUAGGCUUCCAGGGAACUUACACCUCCAAAAAUUGUUUAACUACAACUGUACAUUCGGAGCUUAAAAAUAUUUUUUUACAAUCUCAAUACGACAAUUUCUUACUGAAAUAAAAGAAUCGGUAAAAAUUUACAACUUUUCUUUGAUUCUUAAAUUUUUUCCAUCAGUGUAGGUAGUAUUAGAUUGUUCGGAAACAUCUUCUAUCUCAGCUUUAACAAAAGUUUAUUAAUCAAAAUAAAAACCAUUAGAAUCAGUGCACUUUUGCCAACGAGGCUUUUACAGGGUCUGUUGGGCGUUGUCGUGGAGGGGAAUUUUGGCCUCUUCAUAUUGGGCACAUAAUCGGAGCUUCUGAUGCAUUUCGUCGAUUUGCUGGCAGUACUUCUAAGCCAUAAUCGUUUCGCCCGGAUUUAGAAAGCUGUUGUGGAUGAGACCGGCUGCAGACCACCCCAAACAGUCACCAUAACCUUCUUCGGAUGGAGUUUCGGCUUCGGGAAGUGUUGUGAAGCCUAUUGUAGAGAAUCCACUUUUCAUCACAUGUCACAUUCUGUUCGUAGAACAAGGGCAGACGCCACCUCAAAACGACGAUUUUUCUGAUUCGUGCGGUGUCCAUUUAUCGAGCUUUUUUCAUUUUCCGUUUCAAGUGGUCGGAAACGGUCUUGAUACCGACACCAAGCUCGUCAUUUAAAAUACGAAUAACAAACACCGCAAGAAGUUUCCGAACAACCUGAUACAAAUCCACGUUCUUUUACGAAUUCUGAAAACAAGAAUCGUGACCUAAUUUUGAAGAACAUUGUAUUUUGCUUAACGUUGACAUUAGUAUCGUCGGAAAAUAGAUUGCUUUUAUUGAGAAACCAGAUGAAUGUGUGAUUGUGUGGCAUAUGAAAAUGACACAGCAUUUAUUAGUACUGUAGUACUGAAAUCAUAUCAUGAGAUACAUUCUUUGUAUAUUUAGCGAUGAUAUUUGCCUUAUUUUUUUUAUUACGGUAUAUGUUUAACAAGUUACAUGAUAUAGACAAUCCCUAUACGGAAAAUUCAUUGAUUUAGACAUUCCAAAACGAUACUGCGGAAACUCAUGUGACUAACAAAUAAAACGAAGGAAUUGUUCGAUUUUAGUAAAGAACUGGGUAUUAGCGCUUAGGAUAUUUUAAAAUUGAAGAAGGUAGCUUCUUUUUUUAUACAUAUCGAUGGCGCAUUUUACUUAAUCCUUCAUAGAACACCAAACAAAUAUGCAGAAAAUUUGACAUUUAAUACGAUAUUUUGAAACAUAUUCUAGUAUAUGCUCUGCUUCUAUCAAAGUUUAUAGUUACUCAAAUAUCACUUACUUGUUAGUUCUUCAAUUUCUUCGGUGCUUAUUGUUUUCCUAUAAGCAACAUAAUUGUAAUUGAAUUUAUUUGGUGUACUGUGAAACUAUUUUCUAGCAACUUCAAACUAAAAUAUCGAUCAAUUUACAUGUUAAAUAGCAAUUGUUAAUUUUGCAUGAAAAAACGUUCCUGAACUGUACCCCAAAGUAAUAAUUACACAGUCCAACAAAAAUUUUACCCAUAAAAAUCUCAAUUCGCUCUACUUUCCGAAAUACCUUAACCUGAAUAAUUUCAAUUCACUUUCCUUUUCAAAUGCCAUUUCCAUAUAAAAAAAAACUUUCUUCUGAUAAAUCUGAACAUUAAUCAUAUAUAGCAGUGAAGUUCAGGAAUUUGAUAAUGACAAAAGUCGAAGGCUUCUGAAAAAAGAAUAUACAUAAUCUGAAAUAUAGGCUAAAAUCACUGUUUUUACUCAUUCAGGUCAAGAUAUCUCGGAAAUUAGAGCCAGUUAGCCAGUAAGAGUGAGACUUUGUCGGCCUGUGCUAUCUAUAAAUAGCGAUUGACCGAUAUUUUUUGUAGUAUUUUUUACUUACAAAUUUGUUCAUAGGGCGGAUAUUUUUUUAUAACGAUCGGUAGAGGGCGUUUUAACACAUUUUCGCAAAUACGAUUCUGAUCCAAUUGCCUAACAUUUAUCCAUAUAUUUGCGUGAAUAAUUGCCUAGAUACGCCCUGUACAAUAUUGUAUAUAGUUGUUCUAGCUAGCUAACGAUGAAAUACUUUGUGUAUAGUUUUUUUAGAGAAAAAACAUAUCGUACAAUCAGAUACAAUUUGUUCUAAUGUUGUUAAUUGCUUGUAGUUUUUUUUUGUAUAUAAAACGGUUGAAAUGGUGCGCGGUGAUUCAUCGAUGAGUUGUUAAUAAAAAUAAUUCACUAUUUGCAAAAUAAGAAAUCAUAAAAUUCUUUACAGGAAUAGACAGCCAAAUGUUUGAGCUUUUUGGAUCCAAAUCGUGUAAAAUAUGAAUAUGAUUAACAACCUUUUGAUGAAUGGAAAUGUUUGACCUUUUUUUCUUUGUUUUGAUUUAUAUUACGAGGCUAGGUGGUGGGGUGCAAUCUAGCUCUUUCUUUCAUAAGGUGAGCAAAAAAUAUAAAAAAUGCAGAUGAGAUUCUUUGUACUGGUUAUCUAUUUUGUCCGAGUUACAAUUUGGAAUAAAUUCGAUUUUAUUUGCUAUGUUUUUUAAAUAAACGAAUAACAUUCUGA